Molecule: messenger RNA, 321 nt
Organism: Macrosiphum euphorbiae (potato aphid)
Lineage: Eukaryota; Metazoa; Arthropoda; Insecta; Hemiptera; Aphididae
Source: the annotation of a GenBank genome assembly
AUGGCAGUAGACCCAGUCGUCUCGGCGCUACAAGGUACAGACGCUGGCCACCGGGUCCUGGCCUUCGCGGAUAUUGACGGUUUUAUUUUCAAGAAAGGCGACCAGAGCGACCUGAACAACUGGAGGCUAAUAUCCCUGUGCCCAAUUUUCGAUUUGAAAGGGAACCGGAAUUGUCUUCAAAUCGGUGUACGGUUCCCUAUAUACAAUCGACGCGGUCACGACGCCGUGCAGCGUUUUGGUGUUCACACAACACCGUUAUCCGAUCCCGGUUACCAAGUCGUGGUGCGGUCUGUGUGCGUGAGGUGCAUAUUUUUGACUUAG